AUGAAGGCCUCACUCGCUCUCCUACCCGCAACGCUCGCAGUCGCGUCUGCCAACACAUUAACCAUAUCCCUCACCACGGCGGAAAUCGACAGCAUCAAAGCCGGCCACACGACCAACAUAGUCUCCCGGCAGUCCGGCGGCCUAGUCCCCCGUCAGUCCGGCAGCACAACCGCCAACGAGUUCCUCGACGGCGGCUGCCGCGAUCUCAUCUUCAUCUUCGCCCGGGGCAGCACCCAAGCAGGCAACAUCGGCGACGACCCGGGCCCGCAGGUCAUCGCACAGCUCAAGGUCGCGCUAGGCGAUACCUACGUCGCGGCGCAGGGGUUUGACUACCCGGCGCUGCUGAUCGACAACCUGCGUAACGGCGGCUGCGACCCGGCCGACGCGGCCGACAUGCUGGCGCUGAUCAACCAGGCCGCCUCCGAGUGCCCGGACUCGGCCAUUGCGGUUUCGGGGUACAGUCAGGGUGCGGCCCUCGUGCAUGCUUCUGUGGAGGACGCGACGACUGCGGUUAAGAACCAGAUCGUGGCGGCGGUGACGUUUGGGGAUACGCAGAGGCAGCAGGACGGCGAUCAGAUUCCUAACUUCGACACGGGCAAGACGCUCAUCUUGUGCCAUGAUGGUGACGAGGUCUGUGAUGGCACGCUGAUCAUCACGGCUGCGCAUGGCGGCUACGAUGACCUUGCUCCUGAGGCUGUGGACUUUAUUGUUAGCAAGGUGUAA
Molecule: messenger RNA, 723 nt
Organism: Anthostomella pinea
Lineage: Eukaryota; Fungi; Ascomycota; Sordariomycetes; Xylariales; Xylariaceae
Source: the annotation of a GenBank genome assembly